GUCGCCCGCCCGCCCGCCCGCGGGAUCCGGAUCGGCUUCAGCCAUGUCGAAGGCCAAGGUCUACGCCGACGUCAACGUGGUGCGCCCCAAGGAGUACUGGGACUACGAGGCCCUCGCCGUACAGUGGGGUGAGCAGGAUGACUACGAGGUUGUCCGGAAAGUUGGAAGAGGCAAAUACAGUGAAGUUUUUGAGGGAAUCAAUGUUAACAAUAAUGAGAAAUGUGUUAUUAAAAUCCUGAAGCCUGUCAAGAAAAAGAAGAUCAAAAGAGAGAUCAAAAUACUUCAAAAUCUCUGUGGAGGUCCAAAUAUCGUGAAGCUUCUUGAUAUUGUCAGAGAUCAGCAUUCAAAAACACCAAGCUUGAUCUUUGAAUAUAUUAACAACACAGAUUUCAAAGUGCUGUAUCCGACAUUGACAGAUUAUGACAUUCGCUACUAUAUCUAUGAGUUGCUUAAGGCUCUGGAUUACUGCCAUUCACAAGGCAUUAUGCACCGAGAUGUGAAGCCCCACAAUGUUAUGAUAGAUCAUGAGCUCCGGAAACUCCGUCUAAUAGACUGGGGCCUUGCUGAAUUCUACCAUCCUGGCAAGGAAUAUAAUGUCCGUGUUGCAUCAAGGUACUUCAAGGGACCUGAGCUUCUUGUUGACUUACAAGACUAUGAUUACUCUUUGGACAUGUGGAGUCUUGGCUGCAUGUUUGCAGGAAUGAUAUUCCGCAAGGAGCCAUUUUUCUAUGGCCAUGAUAACCAUGAUCAACUUGUUAAGAUUGCAAAGGUACUUGGAACAGAUGGGCUAAAUGCUUACUUGAACAAGUACCGAAUUGAGCUCGACCCUCAGCUUGAAGCCCUUGUUGGAAGGCACAGCAGGAAACCCUGGUCAAAGUUUAUUAAUGCGGACAACCAGCAUCUUGUAUCCCCUGAGGCCAUAGAUUUCCUUGACAAGCUUCUGCGCUAUGAUCACCAGGAUAGGCUAACUGCACGUGAAGCUAUGGCACAUCCAUACUUCCUCCAGGUGAGGGCUGCAGAAAACAGCAGGACUCGUGCACAGUAAGCAAUAGCAAGACUGUUGUGAACUGUCCAAUGUGAGGCCAUCGAUGAAGCCGCUUCCUUUUGGCGACUUGGUCAUGUAUUUCAACUCGAUAAUGGUUGAAUCAGCUGUGAAGAGCUGUUGUGGGAGAGCCUGUGGCGUGUGCCUAACGGCACGGGGGAGAACUGUGAUUUGCUCCUCUUGUUUGUGUGUGGUAACCUGAUUAAUUGCAAGUUUGCAACACAUUAUUCAUGUAACUUGUUUGGUACUAUUGUAUGAGUCUGCUUGUAAAGAAUAUCUUUGGUGAAUUGGUUUGGAUUCAAAUUAUUGCAGCCCUUCUCUUA
Messenger RNA from Lolium rigidum, 1365 nucleotides. RefSeq names its product casein kinase II subunit alpha-2. Gene Ontology annotation, cellular component: cytosol; protein kinase CK2 complex; nucleus. Bases 44 to 1045 code for a protein of 333 amino acids. Lineage: Eukaryota; Viridiplantae; Streptophyta; Magnoliopsida; Poales; Poaceae. The record is from RefSeq and is a predicted model, not a curated record. The transcript has 10 exons. Gene Ontology annotation, molecular function: ATP binding; protein serine/threonine kinase activity. Gene Ontology annotation, biological process: protein phosphorylation.